This is a messenger RNA of Manis javanica (Malayan pangolin), 3802 nucleotides long. It is a transcript of the gene FAM180A, whose product is annotated as family with sequence similarity 180 member A. NCBI's taxonomy places the organism in Eukaryota, Metazoa, Chordata, Mammalia, Pholidota, Manidae. The record is from RefSeq and is a predicted model, not a curated record.
AGUCUCUCUGUGGAAGGCCAGUCUCCCAAUCCCGGAGAGAGUCAGAUUAACAGGAGUCCCAAUCCCCGUCCCCCGCAGCAGGCAGCCUCUGCCUCCACCCGAGCUGGGCGAGGGCAUCUCUGCAUUUAUAAAAGGGAGGGGUGGUAAGAACUCCACCUCUGCACGGGGAGGACCAGUGUGGGCAUACCUGUAGCUCCUGGGGUCCCACCGGGUUUGAAGGCAACUGUUUACCUUUUUGAAGGAAAAGAUGUCUUGGAAGACGUUGCUGCUUCUGCUGUUGUAUUAUGAUGCUCAGGCCACUGUGCCCCCCAGGUGGGGCAGGGCCAUGCUUUUCCCUGCUGCCCAUCGGCCAAAGAGAUCCUCAUCAAUGCCCUUGAACCCCAUCCUGCAGAGCUCCCUGGAGGAAGUAGAACUGCUCUAUGAGUUCCUGUUAGCUGAACUUGAGAUCAGCCCCGACCUGAAAAUCUCCAUCAAGGACGAGGAGCUCUCCUCCUUGCGGAAGGCCGCUGACUUCCGCACCGUCUGCAAUGAAGUGAUCCCCAAGCACAUCCCAGACAUCCGCCGGCUCAGCGCCAGCCUCUCCAGCCACCCCGGCAUCCUCAAGAAAGAGGACUUUGAAAGGACAGCCCUGACUCUGGCCUACACAGCCUACCGCACAGCCCAGUCCCAGGGGCAUCAGAAGGACAUCUGGGCCCAGUCCCUCCUCAGCCUCUUCCAAGCCCUGAGGCACGACUUGAUGAGGUCCUCAGGCCCCAGAGCAUCUCGCUGAGACUGGCCUGCACCAGGACCACAGAGCCGGCACCAGCACACACAGUAAUCCAGAAAGUCUUCAUUCUCUACUCUGUUUCCAGGGACCAGCAACAAAACACAUACCACCGACUCAGAGCAGCAAAGAUAAAAUAAGUAAUCCCAAUGCCCUUUGCCCCUUGUAGCUUCCUGACAGGCACAUCUGAUUCAUGUCAGAAUGUGACCUGGGCUGGAAGGAAGGACUGGAGUGGCAAUUCAAGAUGGCUCCAGGGGCUGAAAGGUUUGCCUGAUGGCAUGCUUCGCACUGAGUGACGGCCACCAGCACCCAGGAGUGAGGACACAGCUAGAGGAGCUCGUAGAGGGUUGGGCAUGGCGGGAAGGUGGGGGACAGAUUUGUUUGGUCCUAAGAGAUCAGGGUACGGGUUUGAAUGAAUAUAUCUCCACAGGUUCUGUAGUAAGAUAUAAAGAAAGUAGAGCUAUAGCCAAAUAAAUAAAUACACUGUUAGCCAAGGAUAUACUUCUCAACUUUUCCCAGAGUCGCCCAGAAGAAUCUGUUAGAAAGUCAGUAACUUUAUGACCUACAUGUUUUGACUCUUCUUUUCUGAAGACUUAGCUGAUCCAGAUGACAAACAGGAAGAGGGACCCAGGAUGCUACGGGCAUGCCUUGUCUUUUGAACAGAGAAACCAAGCUGUGGCAGAGAGGGUCAUGCUAAAAAGAAGUGGUACCAACGGCCAUGCCUGUCUACGCUAAUGCUAAAAUGAUUUAGCUACAUCAAAUACAAAUGACUUUCAGAUGACAAAAUUUUACUCUUUCAAAUGCCAAAACUUUCAUUUUAGAAAUACUGACCUGAUAUUUUCUGAACUAUGAACUCUAUAUGAAAUUCCUUAAGCUUAUAUUUAGUACAUUUGAAGAAACACUGUAAUGAUGGAGUUAGAUAAGAUAACCUCUAACAGUCCUCUACUUUCUGGAAGUUCCACAUUCAGCUAACAGAGCGAUAUUACAGGGCGGACACAGGGACCUGAGAGAUCUGCUGCGCUAUCUGUGCCGAUCCUGAAAGGUUCCGGGCUUUGCUAAUUCUCAGUCUGGGGUAAGCCUGGGUUCUCAGUCUGGGGUUUUUGCUGCUUUCCUCACUCCUAGCCUCUAAGAGCGCACUGUCCUUGGUUGCCAACAUCACUUGCCCUUUGCAAUCUGUUUCUUUUUUAGCUGCCAUUAUCUAAAAAAUAAGAUUGCUAGGUUUGUCAUAAUUCUAUAUUAAAUGAGAGUUGGUAGAUGAAGGCCUCUGCUAGGAGGAAAGCACUGGCUCAGAAGCCCCUCUGGCUCCUCCUGGGUUUACGGCUGGGUUCUAGAGGCUAAAGCUGCAAGCACUUUGCUUGAUCUUUGCACAAGUGAAGAUUCAGUGGUCUAAUUUUGAUUCUGAAAUGGGUAUUUAACAGUCAUCAUCUAAUGAUGAUGAAAGCUGGUCUGAACUUCUUUAAAAUCUUUGAAUGAGUGAGCUUUGCCUAGCAGCACAAGCUGCACAAUCUUUCUUGAGAAAUACCAGGGUUCAGGAAAAAGAUACUCAUCAUCAGAAAAAUACAGCUUUGCAUCCUGAUGUUCUCAGGCUAAGAUUAAGUGUCGGUCUGUCUGGUUCUCAUUCCCUGAGCAUACAUACUGCUUUUUUACCUCCCUCACAUGCGGACUCUGAUACGGUAUUUCUCUUCAACUUUUCUCUUUCUAAUAUUACAUGCUCACUCUGACAUGGCCAUUCCAUUUGUCUCUUCUAUUGUAUUUUAGUUGGUGUCUCUGCUGCUCUAUCUUUGGGCCCAGUUCUAAUUAUCCUGAGGUACCCCCCAGGUCUCUUCUGGCUGACUUUUGCCUGCCCUAUCUGUCUGCCCCUACUCUGACACUCUUCUAGUCUCCUUAGGGUAUCAAUGUCCGACUAAAACAAAAGUCAGUGUACAGUCAGGGCUGGGAUUGCCUGGAAGGUGGAUCAGCCUGUCUGCCUACCUUCACUGUUUGUGCUUCUCCUGGGAAGGGGUCAAGAGAGGCCUGACUCCCUAGACACUGUGCGAUACCCUGACAGUCAGAGCCUGCCUCUCACCCUGGGGUUCUACCCUUGGGGCUCACAUCCAUUCCAGCUCAAUGUAUCUCAGGCUUUCUUUUGUUCACCAGGUGGGAAGACCCGCCCCGUAGACCCUGCCUACCAUAUUAUGACAUACGGGGCUGCUCCCAGGGGUAGGAGAUCCAUGAAUGGGAAGAUGGUUUCCAGGACCAGUGACAGCAAUGGUAGUUCAUUCACCCUGCAACAAGAAAAUAAAGGCACUUUUCAACUCAUACAUCUGGGCCCAUAUUUAUUUGGCAAGCAAUGACUGAACAAAACAGAAAUGAGAAGGGCAUGAUCUUUUUAAAGACAAAUGAAAAUUUCAUUUUCAGGAGCUAGACACUUAAACACUAUUUAAGUCUGAAUACAAAUCUGUUGUUUACCCACAAAAGGUUGUAUAACAAUAACUUCACUUACAUGCAAAAUCAAAUAUGCUCACCACUACCACCCAAAGACCUGGUUCUUUGUCCUGGACAGACUGGACAGAAAGGGACUCUCCCAUUUUGCCUUAUUAAUGACACCCUGUACAUACCACAGUCACAAAUGAGUCAUUUUUUGUCAUAUUUACUCAGACAGAAUAAUUUGGGGUGUGAUGCUUGUAGUGGCAACUUGCUGUUGACUUAUGGAACCAAUUUUGCCAUUUCUAUACUGCUGGGAAGUUUUAGGAUCUAAAACUUCUGGAAGUUUCCUCUAUAGUUGACAUGCCCAUGGCUUCUUUUGAUGUCACCUGAGACACUGAAAAACAUUGAUGUGCUAAAACUUACAUUGCUCUGUCAUCUCACCUGGAAUCUAACUGUAAGAGAAUCAGCAAAAUAAGUGGUAAAUCAGUCAGAAUGUAUUUCCACAGGUAAACUGGUCUAAAGUUAAAUGUUUAUUAAAUGACUUUACAUGGUGCCUCUUACUUUCCUAACCCAUUUUAAUGUCUUACAUUUUGUUAUUAUUGUGGUAAUAAAAAAAACAUGAUUUGAAAUUUA